AUGAUCAAGCAUUUUGAUCCAACUAGUCCUGUGUUGAUGACGUAUUUGGCUUCGAUUAAUCCGAAUGAUGAAACAGGUUUUAUGUUGGCCAAACCAAAUGAAAAUACUUCAAAGAAAUCUCGAAGAUCCAGGAAGGGUGAUAAGUCGACUACUAAGCACAGUGAGCAAGUUUCCAAAACUACUACUGAGCCUGUUGAGACUGCAAUUGUUGAUACUCAUACUAAAACUAUUCCUUUAAAGUCUAGUGUUCUUAAACGAAUCCAGAAGAAAGCUCAUCCUUUCCGAAAGUCUCCAGAAAGGUCUUCAAGUUUUUCUCCAUCUUUCACACACAAGCCACAUGUCACUCGAAAAGGGGUUAUUAUUUGUGAAGUUAAAGCUCCUGUGCCCCCUUACUCAAAGAAACGAGGAGCUACAGAUAUGGCCAAGCAUAUCUCUAAGAAGAUUAAAAAGAGAAAGUUGGUUCUUGAAAAAACUCCAGUCAUACCACUCGAGGUUUCGUUAACCAAGUCAUCUCAUGAGGAGGUUCGAAACUCAGACAUUCUUACACACGUAUCUGAUACGGAUGUAAAUGUCACUUUGGGUGAAGGAGAUUCGAAUAUAGAACAUCCCAUGAUAACUCAAGGUAGUUUUGAUGAUCUUAAAUUUGAUCUAGAAGAAGAAGACAUCCCAUAUCACAUGUUGAUGUCAGGGAAGAAAUUCAAGAUUCUGAACAAGAAGCUUAAAUCUAUUCUUCAAUCUCAAGCAGAUGCGGGGGGAGGGAAUUUUGUGUCCAGUGUCGAACUUGAUGUGAUGCUCAAAGCACAAGAAGCUAGAUUGUUCAACAAAUUAUUUGGCCUGAUUCAAGCAUCCGAAUCUCGUAUUCUUGAGAAGGUGGAUGAACUUCGAGAAGAUAUGUCUAAAGAGAUUGCUAUUACCCAACAGGAUUAUGCAUCUUUCAAUCAGAAAAUAGACAUCAUUGCAGAUGCAGUGACAAAGUUUGUUAAGCUAUAUGAUGCUUUGCAUCCUCGGCUUGCUCAAUUUUCUACUCAUGAAAGUAAAAGCUUAACUGAAAUUACAACUUUAUUGAAUGAGUUAAAAUCUUUAAUCUCGAAGCCUGGAUCAUCUCCUCUGAUCACACCAGAGUUUUUAUCACAAAAAUUUCUUUUGUUUGAAUCAGUUCUCCACAAACAAUUGGCACCGUUAUCUCGAAUAGUCAGUCUCCUACCAACGAAUGCCCCACCUGUUGUUACAGGGGUGCAAGGGGGAGAAUAG
Molecule: messenger RNA, 1251 nt
Organism: Lactuca saligna
Lineage: Eukaryota; Viridiplantae; Streptophyta; Magnoliopsida; Asterales; Asteraceae
Source: the annotation of a GenBank genome assembly